Salvia splendens (bonfire salvia) is the source of this 1332-nucleotide messenger RNA. Its product is annotated as salicylate carboxymethyltransferase-like. The coding region runs from base 43 to 1128 and encodes 361 amino acids. Lineage: Eukaryota; Viridiplantae; Streptophyta; Magnoliopsida; Lamiales; Lamiaceae. The record is from RefSeq and is a predicted model, not a curated record. The transcript is spliced from 3 exons. Gene Ontology annotation, molecular function: methyltransferase activity.
AAACAAACACACAAAUAGAUACUACAUACAGAGAUUGGUAAUAUGGAAGUAGUUCAAGUACUUCGCAUGAACGGAGGUCUUGGAGAAACCAGUUAUGCCACCAACUCUCUUGUCCAGAGAAAGGUGAUUUCGAUGACGAAGCCGAUAACGGAAGAGGCAAUCACGAAAGUUUACUGCAGCGUCGACGCGAUUGCGAACCGCUUCUGCAUAGCAGAGCUGGGCUGUUCGUCCGGGCCGAACACUCUGGCGGUGGCGGCGGAGCUCCUCAGCAUUGUUCACCAGUUGAGCCGGAGCCACGGCCGUCAGCUGCCGGAAUUUCAGAUACUCUUGAACGAUCUCCCGGGGAACGAUUUCAACUCCAUCUUCCACUCCUUGCUGCCGGAGUUCAGAGCCCAGCUCAACCAAGAAAUAGGGUCUAAAUCGGCACCUUGUUUCGUUUAUGGAGUUCCGGGCUCAUUUUACGGCUGCCUUUUCGCGGCAAACAGCCUCCAUUUUGUUCACUCUUCUUACAGCCUCAUGUGGCUCUCCAAGGUGCCUGAAGGGGUGGAGAAAUGGAACAAGGAAGAAAUAUACAUCGGAAGCAAAAGCCCCGCGCCGGUGAUAAACGCGUACUCCAACCAAUUCCGGGCAGAUUUCGACACAUUCCUGAAAUGCCGAUCAGAGGAAGUUGUGGGAGGCGGAGCGAUGGUGCUUACUAUUCUGGGGAGGAAGAGCGAUAACGCGGCGAGCAAGGAAUGCUGCUAUAUUUGGGAACUCUUGGCUCUCUCUCUCAAGGAAAUGGUGUCGGAGGGAGGCAUCGAUGAAGAGAAGCUCCACUCAUUCAACAUCCCUCAAUACACUCCUUCCCCGGCGGAAGUGAGGAGGAGCGUGGAGGAGGAGGGCUCCUUCGCCAUCAGCCGCCUCGAGGCCGCAGAGAUCAGAUGGGCCGACUGCGGCGGUGGAGGAGGAGGCGGAUACGAUGUGGCGAAAUGCAUGAGAUCGGUGGCGGAGCCGUUGCUGGUGGAGCACUUUGGGGAGACUAUAAUCGAUGAGUUGUUCGUAAAGUAUCAGAGAAUCCUCACCGAUCGCAUGUCCAUAGAAGAGACCAAGUUCGUCAAUGUCACUGUUUCUCUCAUCCGGAGAGGAUGACCAUGAUUAAUUUAAUUCAUCUGUUUGUUGAUGAUAUGAGUAUUUGUUAGGUUUGAUUAAUGUGGUUAUUAUGUAUGGGUGAGUCGUGGUAGUAUAUAAAAUUAAAGUUCAAUAAUUAUUAUGUGUCAAAUUUUGUUUGUACUAGUAAAUUUGUCUCUUAUGGUGUCGGAUACUUAAUGAUGAUGAUUAAUGUUAUUAGUUAAA